AUGAGUCUUUCAGAUGUUGACAUCAGUGACUCUGAGACGGAUGAGUAUAACGCAGCAUAUCAUACACCCGCAAUACAGGUGGAGGGACAUCGAAGACUCAGGAAGAUAGUUAUCGAUGGAGGCACUGGAGGCUCAAAUCUCGCCAAGACGUUAUUUGUUGAGGCAGGUUCUGCCGACUGUGUCGCAAUUUUGUCGACAUACGACACGGAGCGUUCGCUGUCCAGUCUUCGCGUGACAUUACGACAUCCUUUUCAAUCGAUGGCAGUACUGUAUGGCCAUCAAUCUGGACUCAGCUGUCUCGUGAAGGAGCUCAAACGUCAAUGUGAUCGACUAUUCUACCAGCAGACGAAUUUCGCUGAGGCUUGUCGUCGUGUCCUCCCUCCUGAAACUUCCUCCACUUAUCCCAGCCGCACACCGUCGCAGGUGGACAUGAGAAGACUGGUCACGACUGCGAGUAUGUCACUGGUGGAUGAGACGUGGAUCUUGACAACGACGACCUUUCUGCUCAAAUCACACCAUUACAUUAUCGGACAACCUGCUGUUGCUGUAGCAUUCUUGGUCCUAUCUCCGCCUUCCCAAGUCAGUCGAUCGAUGAACCCACGAAUUCGUAUAUCGUCUCGCGUGCAGACGAUUGAAGAUUCACAACCAUCGAGAACCUGGCAAGGUCAUGCUGGACAAGAGGCUUUCCCAUUCGGGGUGCAUCAUACAUAUUCCUGA
Messenger RNA from Aureobasidium namibiae CBS 147.97, 717 nucleotides. RefSeq lists its product as uncharacterized. The transcript is spliced from 2 exons. Lineage: Eukaryota; Fungi; Ascomycota; Dothideomycetes; Dothideales; Saccotheciaceae. The record is from RefSeq and is a predicted model, not a curated record. Bases 1 to 717 code for a protein of 238 amino acids.